Trichomonas vaginalis G3 is the source of this 6297-nucleotide messenger RNA. RefSeq names its product ataxia telangiectasia mutated (ATM) -related family. The record is from RefSeq and is a predicted model, not a curated record. NCBI's taxonomy places the organism in Eukaryota, Parabasalia, Trichomonadida, Trichomonadidae. Bases 1 to 6297 code for a protein of 2098 amino acids. Gene Ontology annotation, biological process: TOR signaling; negative regulation of macroautophagy. Gene Ontology annotation, molecular function: protein binding; protein serine/threonine kinase activity. The transcript has a single exon. Gene Ontology annotation, cellular component: nucleus; TORC2 complex; TORC1 complex.
AUGUCGCUCAUCCAGGGUUUUAAUAAACUUGCAAGCACCCUGACUGAGUACACAUCAUUCAGAUCUGUCAGGAAGAAGUUUCAAGAACAGCUUGCAAGCAGAUUCUUGACUUAUUCCAAACAAGAUCAAGAUAAUUUUAUAGAAACUCUAUAUAAAUGGUCAACAAAUAGAAUGCACUCAACAAAUAACGUAGAUAAAAUCAUCGCUCUUGCUUGUUUUGCAUAUAUACUAGAUAUUGUCGAAGAUCAAACACAUUAUCAAAAUAUUGCUAACCAGCUCGAAAGAAUUUUACCCGUAGAAAGCAUCAUUGUCAUUGAUGGUGUCACAUUCUUGCUCGAACGCGUUGCCAGACGCUCAGAAACUCCAAUUCUUCCAACAUUAUUCGAAAGAUUAACAUCCAGAAUCUUCUCAACGAGUGUACUCUCCUCAGUAUUCAUUUUCAAGAACGUCAUAUUCACAGAUAUCGACUUAUACCGCCGCUUUUCCGGCCACAUAAACCACAUCGUUUAUGGCGCAAUAAAACAUCAAGAAUCUCAAGUCAGAGCUUGCGGCGUUGAGCUCUUUCUAGGCAAAAUAAACCACGACUCCUCCCCCGACGAAUGCGCAAAUACGAUGCUCGAUGACUGCUUCCAGGCCUUGGAAUCACCUUGUCCUUUACACGUAGUCGACGGAUAUUUUUCAAUGAUCGAAGGAAUCAUCAGAACUAAGCCGCGCUUGCUCGCAGGGAGAGCGCAGAUACUCACAAAGGUAGUCGUCUUCCAGAUGAACCAACAGUCUAUGCUGACAGUCUUGAAUCAUGUCCUGGCGAUCCAGGAGUUCCGGAAUUUCACACCUCAAUUUCAGGCCAAACUACUCACAAUAUUUUCUGAAAUCUCUCAAUUUUCUGAAGAGGUAUCACAAUUGCUCUCAAAAUUAUUGAAUACCGAUUCAAUUGAUGGAGAAGCCUACGCGCCAUUGAUAUUUAAGCUCCCCGAUGAAUGCUUUUUCAUCGUAGCACCUUCUUUGCUUCGAAAAUACAAUAAUUUCAACGACCAAAUUUAUUCUCGAUUAAAAGUUGCCCAAAUUACCAUCGAUGUGCUUAAAACAGCUAAAAUAUUAUCAGAACAAUCAACUAUAAUCGCAUCAGAGAUAUCAGAAACGUACUCUCAAUAUAUUCGCGAAAAUUUCACAUCUAAUUUGACCAUUUCUUAUGAAAUCAUCAAAUUAAUAUCGUUAGAUGACUCAAUAGAUAAAAAUGAACUGUUAGAUGUCCUCAUCAAACAGCUUUCCACUGUAAAUGAGAAAGAUUCUCCAAAUCUUAUACAAGCGAUCUACACUUUGAUAUUAUCCAUAGAAGACAAGCAAAAAUACCUCAUGCAAACACUGUUCCUCGCCAAUUCGUCCUCUAAUUCUGAUUUGAGACUAAAUUCAAUAGAAUUAAUUCCUCAAGAAUUACUUUGUUUGUUCAAUUCUCCGCUUAUAUAUGACAUACUGAACUCAUUCAUUUCAGAUCAGAAGAGCUCUGUUCGUCAGGAAACUCAAAAUUUACUUUUACGCAUACAGAAAGUGAUUCCUGAUGAUAUAGAGGAGUAUUUAAAGACAAACAUCAAUCUGUUUUUUCACCAGUUACAAGGAUUUACCAGUCUUGUCACUAAAAGAUAUCAAUUGGAAUUAACUCCAAUUUUUAUCAGAUUAAAUACGAAAAUUAUCAAACCUUACGUCAGGAGGAUGGUAGAAUACUUCAUAAACAUACUAGAAGAAAGGUGUGAAACUCCAAAAUCAACUUUAGAAGCAACUCUUAAGCUAAACGAUAAAAAUAAUACGCGAAUCAUCCACAAAUGUGUCCUAAAAAGCAUUAACGAGCUCAUUCCUCAUAUUGACGAAUUCAAAGACCUUUUAUCAAAACUUAUAAACGCAAUUACAAACCAAUUGACGAUCAGCUCUCACAAAAGUUUACAUGUAGAGGUUGCAAAUACGUUAUUACUCAUUUUCAGAGCGAUAGACUUUCACGAAAUCUUCAAUGAAGCGGAUAUUGUGAAAAUGCACAAGGAAAUCUUCUCUUUUCUUUCAAAUUGUUCUGACUUUGAGACCAUUUGUGGCUUUUUCAGGCUGUUUGGAACAAUAGGACCCCUUGAACCGACUCAAUUCCACACAUUUGACUACGAAUCACAUUCUUUUGACUGGUCACCCAUCUGUGAUGUAUCCAAACGCCAGACUUGCUAUCUAAACUUCGUCAUGCAGUACGUUUUGGACCAAUUACAACAAUCUUCUUCAAUUUACGAACCAUCUGUACUAAUUAUAGCCAUUGUAUACAUCUUUCAGAGCGAUCCAUUCAAUUCCCUACCUUUCCUACCACAAAUUGUCCCAGUUUUCUCGAAAUUACUUAAUGAUAAAGUAUUUAACCCUCCAGAUGCCAUUUUCCACUUCCUGAGGUCCAUCAUUCUACUUGUAGAUGUCUCUAUUCUCCCUUACGGUGACAAUAUCAUGGAAAUGAUCCUUCCUUUCCUUCACGAAGCGAAUCUUCCCGCAAUUAAAGUAUUUUCUGCCCUUGUUUUCGCAUUGAAAGGAAACUAUAAGUACGAUCCAGCCAUAUUCAACCUGUUCGUAUCGAUUCUGAGGCAAAAGAACGUUUUACCAGAAGUAGACAAUUAUAUCAUGUUAACUUUAGCUCUUAUGGUCAUUUACAACGAGUCUUCGCCCUCAAUAUUCUUUGAACUCGCAUCCCAGCGAAUAAAGAACAACAACAAAGACUCAAUAACAUAUUUAUGUUGGAUAAUGAACACAGGGAAGUUUCAAUCUCUUGUUUUGCAAGUUCUUAGGCUCGCACUCUCAAUAAAAGGUCCUUUAGAACUCAAAGCUCAUGAACUUAUAUCAGUAAUUUACGCAAAAAAUCCGAAAAUCACAAAAAUCGUGAAUUUUCCAAAGGAAAACCUUCUCAGUGUAAACGAGACAGACUAUCAACCAAAGCCAGACAUCGUUCCUUCAAAGAUGAGGCCUGCUUCCCAGAGAAGAUUGAUAGAUACCAUAUUAUCUCAUCAAAACGUAGCAGAAUACACCCCGAUAUGGAUUCUACAGCUCACGCAAGACCUUGUUCUCUGUAGUAGUUCGGCUGCAAUUCGUGCUUGUCGACCAUUAUUAAACGGAGCAUCGAAAUUACAGUACGAUAUCUUUCCUUUAGCUCUUGUUUCCGUAUGGGAAGAUGCUCAAGAUGAAGAGCGUCGUCGAUUGAUGUCGUUUUUCGAAACAGUUGUCUCAUCUCCAAACGCGAAUCUUUCAGUUUUGUCAGUAAUUGUUGAUGGAGCAGAAGCUCUUGACCGCGCGGGCUUUUCCAUGUUCUACAACCCAAUGACUGCCGGAAAAAUCGCUGAGAAAUGCAAGUCUUGGUUUAAGGCCAUACGGUUUUUCUCAAAAGUUGACUUCCCCGAGGAACCUCUAAAACACUUAUUAAUGAUCGAAGCGCAAUUAAAACGGAAAAGCACUGCUAAUGGAUUAUUAGGAAUAAUUCCAUCGCAAACAACAGAUGCAGGGUUAUUUGAGUCAUUAAACAAAUGGGACAAAGCGUUAGAGAUAUACGAGACACAAAAAGAGUCAGAGACAAGUGUCCCAGGCAUUGUAAACUGUUACAUGAACAUGGACGAUUACGCUUCAAUUAUUUCGAAAGACCAAAUUUUCGAAAAACUCGUAAAAGAGACCAAAAUCAAAGCCGCCCUUCCAUUCUUCAUAGCUGCAUUAAACACUGGCCAGGAGACCGACAAAUACGAGCAGUUCCUUGUCCCUGAUACACCUACGAACUGUUGUUGGCGAGCGAUUUGCAAAAUCAAGAAAAAUUUACAAAAUGAAGCUGAAGAAUUCGUGAACAGGGCAACUAACGCUGCUGUUAUUAACUUUAGUCCUCCAGCAAACUACGAGAAUGCCAUGCCCCUGAUAAAUGAUUUCUUCUCCAUAGAAGACGUGAGAAACAUCUUGGAUGUGAACAAAAACAAAGAAAAUUCAAAACACAUCAUUGAAAUUUGGAAAAGAAAUUCAAAUUCAAUGAAAAACGAUUAUUCUCAAUUGAAAUUAUCAUGGGCCAUCAGGGAAUUACUAGAGUGUACACCGGAACAAAGGAGAGACAUGAAGAACACAUAUUUAGACAUAUUAAGACGUAUAAAAGAAUGGACUUAUUUCGAUGGAGUUUUCCAAUCAAUAGAAAAAGAUGAAAGAUCAUUAUUAAUUAGAUAUAUAACAAGAUACGACCGUGGCAUUGUUAAGAAUACAGAUGAACUGGCCAAAUUCGUAUCGAAACUCCAGAAAUCACAGAGAAUUGAUGUCUAUUGCGAUGCUGUUUGCGAUUUGGCAACAAGAACUGUUGUUACGGUGUUUGUCGUCAACCAAUUGGGUGAUGUGUUGAGAAAAAACACGAAUCACGCAAGAGCGUGGAGAUUAUGGACAUACACAAACCUUUCUUUGAUGCAGAAACCUGGAAAUGUAGCUGAAUUUUAUGCAAAUAAUACAAUGAACGGGUUUUGGAAAUUAUUGGAACUGAAUGGCUCUAAAAUGCAUUGGUUAUGCCAAUUAUGCUCUCUCUUCUUUACUUAUGGUACUUAUUUGAGCGAUUUCGAAAAUUUUGCAUCAAAAUUUAGAAAUUUGCCACCGGAAUCAGUAAUUUUAAUCAUCCCACAAUUGGUUGUACAACUAGAACACCCUGUAAAGGAAGUUCGUGAAGUAGUUUUCGAUAUAAUGAAAUCAUUUUCUGUAAACCACUUCCAAGCAGUUGCUCUACCUCUUAAUUUGCAGAGACACACAAAGUCAAGCGAAUUCAUCGACCAAUUGUUCAAUGAACAUAGUUUGGACGGAAAUGAUGUGACAAUUUUCGCUCAAUCGAUGACAUCUUUGGCCGUGACUCCUGCAGAAGAAGUAUCAAUAUUAUUAGAGAAGCUCCUGAAGAUUGGUGAUGAUUUUCCAUUGCAACAGGAAAGUUUAGAUAUAAUUAAGCGAGUAAGUGACAUUAUAUCGGCCAAGACCUACAAAUCCUUCCUUAAGGACUGGUUCUCAUGCAAACCUGCUAAACUGUUCAUUGAAAAAAGCGCCAGAGUUUUGAAUAUAAUAAAUUCAAAAACAGCAAAUGCAGAUAGAGUCUUUCUCUUCAAUGCUGCGAACGCGCUCCAUAUUUCAUUGAACAAGAACAUCGAAUCAGUCAAUUCCAUUGACAUAAAAGAGCUGGGACUUCCAAUUAUUACAGAUGACCUCAAAGUUUGCAUGCCAGGAAGCUACGAGAUCGGUAAACCACUUAUAACUGUAUCAAAGAUCCGCCACGUGCUGAAAAUGAUUCCUUCCGCGAAAAGACCGAGAAAAAUGCGAAUGUUGGGCAGUAACGGUCAAUCUUACAAAUAUCUACUGAAAGGAAGAGAGGAUUUGAGAUUGGACCAACACAUUAUGCAGUUUUUCUCUUUGGUUAAUUCGAUUUUGAGGAUGAAUAAAUCGACUGACGGAAGUUUCAACAUAAUCAUGCAGUAUCACGUUGUUCCUUUGACAACAGCAUCAGGACUGAUCUCGUGGGCUGCUGGAGGAGAGACUUUGAGCUCAUUAAUCUUAUGGAGAAGAAAAAUUUGCAACAGAACUGAAGAAUCCGAGAAAAAGGUGUUCAACGAGUUCUUAUAUAAAGGUAGAGAUAUUGCAAUCUACAUGAACAACCUCCAAAAACUCGAAUUAUUCAGAAAAUUAGUAAAUGUGGCUCCAGACAACGAAAUUGAUGAAGCUUUGUGGCUGAAAUCAUCAGGAGCAAGACAAUGGCUGAUGCAAACAACGAAUUUCAGCCGUUCUCUCGCUUUAAUGUCAGUUGUCGGUUACAUUAUUGGUUUAGGCGACAGACAUCCUCUAAAUAUACUGUUUAUGAAGAGAAAUGGCAAUAUCGUACACAUAGAUCUCUCAGAUUGCUUCGAAAAAGCUUCAUUAAGAAGAUAUGUCAGAGAAACAGUUCCUUUCAGACUUACAAGGAUGUUAGUAAGAGCUUUAGGAGCUGUUGGUACUCAUGGACUCUUCAAAACUACUGCGGAAGAUGUUUUGGGCCAACUUCGAAGAAAUUCUCAAACAUUGUUGGCUUUUUUGGACAUUUUCGUCCAGGAACCAGUAAUAGACGCUCUAUGGUACGAAGGAAGCCAGGAUGACAAAGAAGGAAGAGGUUUGAAACAGGCAAUUCGAAGAGUUGCAGAAAAAUUGGCUGGAAACGACUACGAAAUGAUAAUGACUAUUCCUCAGCACGUACAGAAGUUGAUAGAAGAGGCAACAUCGGAAAUUAACUUAAGUAGAAUGUAUCAUGGUUGGGCUCCUUAUUGGUAA